AUGAAGUCGCUUCUUGCCUUGCUUGCCUUUGUACCUCUUCUUGUGACUGCUCGGCCUUCGUUAGACGAGCGGCAAGUUUGUGCAUGCUUGCCGGAUCGGUGUCCCUUUAUCGCCGGACCGUUUCCUGGAUUGGAACUGAGUUGCGAUUGUAGUACCAAGGAAGCUCUUGCAUGCAUGAUCUCUUGCGGGGGGCUACCUCUGGGCAUUGAGCCUUGCCCCCCUGAUGACUCCACAACGACCUCUGCCGAAGUUCCAACUCCGCCGGUAAUAACUGCUUCCAUUACCACUACAACACUGCCGGCACCACCGUCAUCUAGCAGCGCACCGGCUCCCACGGGCGCUUAG
Messenger RNA from Eremomyces bilateralis CBS 781.70, 345 nucleotides. RefSeq lists its product as uncharacterized. The coding region runs from base 1 to 345 and encodes 114 amino acids. The record is from RefSeq and is a predicted model, not a curated record. Lineage: Eukaryota; Fungi; Ascomycota; Dothideomycetes; Eremomycetales; Eremomycetaceae. The transcript has 3 exons.